AUGGCUCAAAAAGCAUAUUCCUAGUUCUUUCUCCAUCUUGCUAUUAAGGCCGUGUUUGGUAUUAGCCCCCCUCAGGACUUGCAAGAUUUCCUUCCUACCGGAGAUUCAACAGAUUUUCCCAGCUUCCCAUAUCUCUCUAAAAGCUCAACAAGCAGAAACCGAAACAUACCCUUGAGAAGGGAGGAAACUUAUAGCCACCCGAGCAAUCAUGGCGACUCCUGAAAUUUUACAGACAGAGCAAGAUCUUCUUAUGUACGCCACCCUCUUCGAGAAUUCCAAAGAUGGGAAUGUGAAAUCUCGGGGGAUGGAAAUUGAGAAGAAGAUCGAGUUUCUUGAGGGCUUGGCUGGAAGAGUUAGCAACAGAAGAUCGCGGAGAUGGUUAAAUGAUCGUUUGCUGAUGGAGCUUGUUCCUCGUUUGAAUGCUGACGAAAUUAGAGGAUUGUUUGCUCCACCACCUUGGGGUGAUGAUGUGCCUCCUUCACCGUUUUGCAUGACAAAUGUGGGGGAGUGGGAUAAUUUCAGAAAUAUAGACAUGGAUAAGGAGGCAUCUAUCAUGAAAUCCCUUGAAAGCUCGUCGGCAAAGCGGAGAGACCGGCUAGAUGCUGACAAAGUCGCUACACUUACUGCUUGGCACCGGGUAGAUAGUAGAACUAGAGAGGCACUUCGUCGAUGCUAUCUUUCAGACUUGAUCAAUGGAUACGAGGAAUGCAUCCGAGCUUUUGUCAAGGACAGCGGCAACAGAGAUGUUCUGGUGCUACACGUUCAAGAUCCUUUCCAUCGCCUACUACUACACGGUGUUUGCGAAGUUGAUGCAUUUACUGACUCGGCGUACAAGGGGAACCCGGCGGCGGUGUGCCUGCUGGAGGAGGAGCGAGACGAGGAGUGGAUGCAAUUGGUGGCGCGUGAGUUCAAUAUAUCGGAAACUUGCUACUUGACUCGGUUGUCCGACUCGGCUGAGUCCCUGACCGGUUCUGUCCCCAGGUUCCGACUUCGCUGGUUUACUCCUGUAGCUGAGGUCAAACUUUGUGGACAUGCAACUUUAGCUGCAUCUCACUUUCUCUUCGCGUAUAAUUUGGUGAAAUCUGAUACAAUUGAGUUCCUGACACUCUCGGGGAUUCUGACGGCGAAAAGGGUACCUGAGACCAAAGUGUUAGAUUUGCCCAACUCGCUGAAUGGUAACGCACCUGACAGCUUCCUCAUUGAACUGGAUUUUCCAGUUGUUCCAGUAACACAGUACAAUGGCCCUGGAGAUGUUUCAGCUAUUUCUAAAAGUUUGGGCGGUGCUUCUGUAAAUGAGAUCACGACUACAGACGGCGAUCUCAUUGUUAUGCUGCCAUCUGGGGAGGCAGUUGCCGAAUUUGAGCCCAAUUUUGAUGAGAUACAAAAGUGUCCUGGCAGAGGAAUUAUCAUUACUGGACUUGCUCCUGCGGGCUCAGGAUUUGAUUUUUUCAGUCGUUUUUUCUGCCCAAAACUGGGGAUUAACGAGGAUCCUGUAUGCGGAAGUGCACAUUGUGCCUUAGCGCCCUACUGGAGCAAGAAGCUCGGGAAAUCUGACUUUAUCGCAUAUCAAGCAUCGCCGAGAAGUGGCGUGCUACAUCUGCAUCUUGACGAGAAGAAUCAAAGAGUGUUGCUUCGAGGCACAGCAGUGGCGGUGAUGGAGGGUUCUCUUCUGGUGUAAAUCAAAGAGAACUUUCAAGUGGAUGAACUGCUUCAAAUGUCUAAUGACAUAACAUGAUUUCUGAAUAAUGGUUUUUAUGCAAUUCCAUGCAAUGUACUGUACAAUUUGGCUUAUAUAUGCACAGCUUUGGAUGACAUGUAUUGGCAUUUCGAGGUUUUUAUAUGAAAAUUUGGCAAGCAAGCACAUUCGUUGUCUUGGCAACCUCAU
Messenger RNA from Sesamum indicum (sesame), 1885 nucleotides. NCBI's taxonomy places the organism in Eukaryota, Viridiplantae, Streptophyta, Magnoliopsida, Lamiales, Pedaliaceae. The record is from RefSeq and is a predicted model, not a curated record.